AUGGGUAUAUGGCAAGCGGGAGCUGCAGGACUGCUUUUCCUUCAACUUCUGAUAGCAAGUGCAUUUCCAGAUCUUCAAAACCCGGACUUUGGAAUACCACCAACAAACCCAUUUAUAGCACUGAAUUCAACAAUCAAAUCCAUACUAGGAUGGUCAUAUCAAGGCACCGUAAAGUAUGUCAUUUUAUCAAGUUCGAGUGAAGAAGGAAAUCCAAUAUAUUUAGGAGAAAAUGGAAAGGUUAAUCAAACAUUUAAAGAAAAUAAAGAAUCACAUCAUUAUCUACUUACAUUUAAUCUUCGACCAGCUCAACCACAUUGUGCUAAUCCUACUAGUGUGACCGUAUCUGUUCCAGAUAAAUCAGUUGUUGUCACUUUUAAUGAGAAAUUCACUGGGAAUCAAAGUAGUUGGCAAACUCAUGGUGUUUCUUUGGGUAUUCAUGGAAACGGAGAGUUAGUUAAUCUGAAUCUUGAAAGUCAAGCAUCUCGCCAAACUAGUAACACCACUGUUGUGACUAAAUGUGGUGUGCUUUUGGAUUCAUUCAUUCUCAAGAACAUUUCGAAUCCUAUCAAUAGUUCUGGUGAUUAUCUUUCACAGCAAAUGUGUGGAGAUGAGUUUCUUAUUUAUAUUGAUAGUUCAUCAGAACUAUUUCAGAAACUGUUACAGAUGCUACAUAGAUGGUAA
Molecule: messenger RNA, 681 nt
Organism: Papaver somniferum (opium poppy)
Lineage: Eukaryota; Viridiplantae; Streptophyta; Magnoliopsida; Ranunculales; Papaveraceae
Exons: 3
Coding region: 1-681 (226 amino acids)
Source: RefSeq, a predicted model, not a curated record